Messenger RNA from Endocarpon pusillum Z07020, 4023 nucleotides. RefSeq lists its product as uncharacterized. Gene Ontology annotation, cellular component: cytosol. The transcript has 2 exons. The record is from RefSeq and is a predicted model, not a curated record. Gene Ontology annotation, molecular function: 5-oxoprolinase (ATP-hydrolyzing) activity. Bases 1 to 4023 code for a protein of 1340 amino acids. Lineage: Eukaryota; Fungi; Ascomycota; Eurotiomycetes; Verrucariales; Verrucariaceae. Gene Ontology annotation, biological process: glutathione metabolic process.
AUGGGUGCCUCAAGGAAAGGCGUGCGCAUCGCCAUUGAUCGCGGUGGCACUUUUACAGACUGUGUCGGCAAUUCCGGGACGGGAAAGAUGAAAGAUGACAUUAUCAUUAAACUUCUCUCUGAAGACCCGUCUAACUACGACGACGCACCCCUGGAGGGAAUCCGGCGACUCCUGUCCAGGUUCACAGGUCGUGAGAUCCCUCGGGGCGAAGCUCUAGACACAUCACCGAUCGAAAGUAUACGGAUGGGGACUACUGUUGCUACCAAUGCGUUGCUCGAGAGGAAAGGUGAGAAGAUGGCAAUGGUGGUCACCAAGGGCUUCAAGGAUUGCCUGGAGAUUGGCAACCAGUCUCGUCCUAAGAUCUUUGAUCUUGCCAUCCGCCGACCGGAUGUACUCUAUCACAAAGUCAUUGAGAUAGACGAGCGUGUGACACUCGAGGACUAUGCCGAAGACCCAGAGAGGAAUAUCACGAAAGUUGAGCCAGGAGCGAACGACAGUGAAUUGGUACGAGGCUUAUCCUCCGAGGCCGUACGGGUACUGCAGCGGCCUUCGGAAGAUACUGUCAGAUCUCAGCUCAAAGCUUUGCAUGACGAGGGUUUCCGCAGCAUUGCCGUUUGUUUGAUGCAUGGAUACACUUUUCCACACCAUGAAGCUCUGGUAGGCAGACUGGCCAAGGAGAUCGGUUUCAAACAUGUCAGUCUAAGUCAUGAAUUGAUGCCCAUGAUCAAACUGGUACCUCGAGCUACUUCUGCCUGUGCUGAUGCGUACUUGACGCCCGCCAUCAAGAAGUACAUUACUGGUUUCCAGGCAGGCUUCGAGGGUGGUCUUGGCACAGCGAGCGUCAAGGAGGGCGGAGCCAAAGGCGCUAGAUGCGAGUUCAUGCAAUCUGAUGGUGGGCUCGUCGACGUUGAUCGUUUCUCGGGAUUGCGAGCUGUUCUUUCUGGCCCAGCUGGGGGAGUGGUAGGUUACGCCUUGACCUCAUACGAUCCUGAAACAAGGACGCCGGUUAUUGGUUUUGACAUGGGUGGUACGAGCACAGACGUCAGUCGAUAUGGCUCAGGCAGGUACGAGCAUGUAUUUGAGACCACAACGGCUGGGGUGACAAUACAAUCACCACAACUUGAUAUCAACACUGUGGCAGCUGGCGGAGGAUCUCGAUUGUUCUUCCGGAAUGGUCUAUUCGUGGUAGGUCCAGAGUCCGCCGGAGCACAUCCAGGUCCUGCAUGCUAUCGCAAAGGAGGACCUCUUGCUGUUACAGAUGCGAAUUUGUUCCUUGGUCGCCUGCUUCCGGACUUUUUCCCCAAAAUAUUCGGUAAGAAUGAAGAUGAAGGUUUGGAUGAUCGAGCUAGCGAGAGACUCUUCACGGAGCUGACAGAAACAAUCAACAAGGAAACUAAUAAGAACAUGACCGCAGAUGAGGUCGCCUAUGGCUUUAUCCAGAUUGCUAAUGAGACUAUGACACGGCCCAUUAGAUCAUUGACUGAAGCUAAAGGACAUGAUACCUCACUGCAUCGUCUUGCCACAUUUGGCGGUGCAGGUGGUCAGCAUGCUGUGGCUAUAGCUGCGAGCCUUGGAAUUAGACAAAUUCUUGUGCACCGCUACUCCUCAGUCCUGUCAGCAUAUGGCAUGGCUCUAGCUGACGUUGUUGACGAAAGCCAAGAGCCAGACUCACAGGUCUGGGACGAGGCCGGCAAAGCCAAGCAGGUGCUCAGUAAGAAAAUGGAAGAGCUGAAGCGAAGGUCUACAAAAAAGCUCCAGGAUCAGGGUUUCACAGAGGAUGCAAUAGUCUUUGAAGAGUAUCUCAACAUGCGCUACCGCGGAACAGAAUCUGCUCUGAUGAUUAUUCGACCAAGCUCGGAGGAUUCCCAAAAAGGAUAUGAUGGUGAUAAUUGGGCCUUUGGGAAAGCUUUUGUCAAGCAGCAUGAGCAGGAAUUUGGCUUCACCCUUCCAGAUCGAGAUAUCAUUGUUGACGACGUUCGCGUACGAGGUAUAGGCCGGAGCUUCGAAGGACUCGAGAAAACUGUUGACCAGCAACUCAAAGAGAUCAAGCCUAAGGAUAUAGAAGGCCAGAAGCAGUAUGGCAAGUCUCAGGUAUACUUCGAAGGCGGGCGAAGACAUACACCGAUAUACAAGCUCGAAGAUCUCGAUGUUGGGGAUCGGCUAAAAGGUCCUGCAAUUGUUGCAGAUGGUACUCAAACUAUUGUCGUCACCCCUGAGGCUUCGGCAUUGGUGAUUGAAACUCACGUUGUUAUCAACAUUGGAGAUGAGAGUGCGGGUGUUAAUGUCAAUGCCAAAGAAGUUGACCCCAUCAUGCUAAGUAUAUUUGCGCAUCGAUUCAUGGCCAUUGCAGAGCAAAUGGGACGUGCUUUGCAGAAGACAAGUGUCAGCACGAAUGUAAAGGAGCGUCUCGAUUAUUCCUGCGCACUGUUUGACGCAAGCGGCGGCUUGGUUGCAAAUGCUCCCCAUCUGCCAGUACAUCUGGGAAGCAUGUCAACAUGCGUGCGGACUCAGGCCGAAAUAUGGAAGGGAAGGUUGAAGCGCGGCGACGUGAUUGUGUCGAACCACCCAGAGUAUGGCGGCACACAUUUACCGGAUAUCACUGUCUUGACGCCAGCCUUUUCCGGGGACAAAAUUGUCUUUUAUGUUGCAUCAAGAGCCCACCACGCCGAUAUCGGUGGUAUCCUCCCAGGAUCAAUGCCCCCUUACUCUCGAGAAUUGUUCCAGGAGGGUGCCGCUAUCAAGUCUGAAAAGCUUGUUUCUGAGGGUACUUUCAAUGAGCAGCGCAUCACUGAGCUGCUCUACAAUGAGCCAGCCCAGUAUCCCGAGUGCAGUGGCACGAGGUGCCUAGCAGACAACAUCAACGACCUCAAAGCACAGAUUGCCGCAAACAAGAAAGGCAUAAACCUCAUCUCCACGCUCAUAGAGGACUACGGUGAAGACGUUGUUCAAUUCUACAUGCGCAGCAUACAAGAUAACGCGGAGCUCAGUGUGCGAAACCUGCUCAAAGAUGUCGCGAAGCGAUUCGGUGAGAAGCCGCUGGAAGCCAUUGACUUUAUGGAUGAUGGAAGUCCCAUAAAGUUGAAGAUCAUAAUCGAUGCCGAGAAAGGCGAAGCAAUCUUCGAUUUUGAGGGCACGGGGCCAGAAGUGUAUGGCAAUAUCAACGCACCAGAGGCAGUCACCUAUUCAGCCAUUAUUUAUUGUCUCAGAUGCCUGAUUAGCGAAGACAUCCCGCUGAAUCAAGGCUGUUUGAAGCCAAUAGACGUACGGAUCCCGAAGAAGUCCUUCUUGAGUCCAUCAGAGAAAGCAGCGGUGGUUGGAGGAAACGUGCUCACCUCGCAGAGGGUUACCGAUGUGAUAUUCCGAUGCUUCGAGGCCUGCGCUGCCUCCCAAGGAGAUUGCAACAACCUGACUUUCGGCUUCGGUGGCAACCAGUCUGGAGAGAAAGAAUUGAAGGGAUUCGGAUACUAUGAGACGAUCGCUGGAGGCAGUGGAGCUGGUCCUGAUUGGGAGGGAACGAGUGGAGUGCAUACGCAUAUGACGAAUACGAGGAUCACAGAUGCUGAAGUCUUUGAGCGGAGGUAUCCAGUCCUGUUGCGAGAAUUCAGUUUGCGCGCCGGGACUGGUGGGAAUGGGCAGCAUAAAGGUGGUAACGGGGUGAUCCGAGAUAUUGAGUUUAGAAUACCGGUGCAGGUUUCCAUCCUAUCGGAGAGAAGAGUUUUCCAUCCUUAUGGUCUCCAUGGUGGGGAAGACGCAGCGUGUGGACGCAACAUAUGGGUCAGGAAAGUGAUGACAGGAGGUCGAGGUGAGAAUGCCGACGAGAUCGAGGAACGGCAUAUAAAUCUUGGAGCGAAGAACACCGCCAGCAUGCAACCUGGCGAGAGAAUUAUCGUGAUGACUCCAGGUGGCGGCGGGUAUGGAAAGGUUGGAGAUGAGAGGAAGAUCGAACAGAGGAAAGACCAUGAGCAGAGUUGGAGGAAGGGAAGUCUUGCUUACAGGCAAGAGACUCAGGAGACUAGUGUUUAG